AACGUGCUUAUGUGCGGCACAUGCUCAGGGACAUAUCUUGCCUUGAAAAAGAUUUGGACAUGAGGCUGGAUCUAUGCACCAGAAGACCUGUUACUACACUUACUGAUGAUGAACUGCAAGGCAUUAAGGAAUUGAUUGAUUCAGCUAUUUUAGAUAGAGAAGUUAAGGGUGGAUUGAGAUGGCCCUUGGGGAACGCAGUCUCUGGAGAUAAAAUUCGUGUGACUGCAGUCUGGCAUGUAAUAAGUAAAAAAUACAAAAAUCCAUCACUAAAGCUGAAAAUAAAAAAUGUUGAUCGGUAUAAAUUUUUAUCAUCAACUGAGGAACCUAGAAGGGAGGUUGUUAUAAUGCUAAAAGGAGUAGCUUCAGAAUUAAUGAAACAAAGGGCUGAUAUGAAUCUCAUUAGUGAGAUGUUGAAAGAUGACUUGAAGGCUAUAUGGAACAACUUUCUUUGAAAACAUGUAGAUGGCUUG
Molecule: messenger RNA, 470 nt
Organism: Humulus lupulus (European hop)
Lineage: Eukaryota; Viridiplantae; Streptophyta; Magnoliopsida; Rosales; Cannabaceae
Exons: 3
Coding region: 21-452 (143 amino acids)
Source: RefSeq, a predicted model, not a curated record